This is a messenger RNA of Ylistrum balloti, 2478 nucleotides long. RefSeq names its product centrosomal protein of 78 kDa-like. Lineage: Eukaryota; Metazoa; Mollusca; Bivalvia; Pectinida; Pectinidae. The transcript is spliced from 14 exons. Gene Ontology annotation, molecular function: protein binding. Gene Ontology annotation, cellular component: centrosome. The coding region runs from base 1 to 2478 and encodes 825 amino acids. The record is from RefSeq and is a predicted model, not a curated record.
AUGAUUGAGAGUGUACAAGCACGUCAACGAGGAGCAUAUGACUUUGAGGGUCACUAUGACAACCUGUGUGCCAUGCAGGAUUCCUGCCCCCUCCCUGCAGUCAAAGCCCAUCUGGGUCAGGCAGUGCUUGACCUCAAUGGGGACAGGGUCAGAGCUAAUGACUGGCAGCCGAUACUAAACACUCUCCGCAUCAAUAAGAACCUGGAGUUUAUUGCCUUCCGUAGCUACUAUCAACCUCCUUCUGAGGACAAUGAGAAGAAGGCUAUGAUUGAGAAGAGGAAGAUGCCAGCUGUACGGUCCAAAGAGAUCACCUACCGGCUAUGUAAGGCUUUAAAAGAAUGUCUGAUUCACACUCCAACAUUGUCCUGUCUGGAGCUUCAGGGUCUACCGCUUCGGGAACGGGAUCUAUCCACACUGGUGAAGGGCCUGGUAAAGAAUACAACAUUAAAUCACUUAUCAUUGGAAUACUGUCGCAUCGGAGAUGCUGGUCUAGAUAUUGUGAGUAAGGGUAUCAAGAAUUCCACAACCAUCAACUCAGUGAACUUUACUGGCUGCAGUCUGACAGGGCGCGGGUCUGAAUCUUUGGCCAAGGUUAUCAAGCAUCAGGCAAUGAAGCGCCACAAUGAGGCUUGGCGUGAUAGUCUACGAUACAGACGACCUGACCUUGACCGUAUGCCUGGCAUCCGUCGUAUCACCAUCAAUAACAAUCCUAUGUUAGGAGAUCAAGGCACUAGUCUAUUGGCAGAGGCUCUCAAGGAUGAUCUCUGGCUCAAAGCGCUGGACCUUCAAGGAUGUGGUAUCUCCUCAACUGGUGCAAAGGCAUUACUGGAUGUACUUAAAUAUAACACAACGGUGGUCGUACUGGACGUGAGACGCAACCCUCUCAUUGAUCGUGAAGUGGUACACUCCAUCAUGGAGCAGCUAAUGAUCAACUGUAAUGGCCAAGACACUGAGUACAAAUGGAUUAAAGCAGACGAUGCCUUAGAAGGAGGAAAAUUCAAAUCUGCGAAAAAACGUCGGACAAAGACCUUAAACUCAAGUUUUGGCCGGAAAGCCACAAUCAGGAUAUCUGCGGGAGCAGCACGGCGACGAACCAAGUCAGCAGGAGCAGUAGGUGUGGCCAGACGCCUCCAACUGAACAACGAAGGCACCAAGUCAGGCAUGCCAUGGAGAACUGCUGCAAGAGCCAACAGAUACAGGGGAUUUCCACCAGAACACAUCCCAGGAAAGGCAAGUCUGUUUGAGAACAGUGAGGCAUCCCCUAACACUUCCCCAGAUCACUCAGCGUCACUUCUCAUCACACACGAUGACCUGGAGGACGAGGACACCCUUAGGGAGUUGGAGAAAGUUGUCCUUGACGACAGUGCUCUCUCUACAGGAAUCAACAGUGCCAAGGAACUACAGAUAGAACUGAUACAGAUGAAGAGACAACUACAACAGGAGAGGCUUGCCAGGGCCAAGUGUGACAAGAAAAUCAUUGAAUUGUCUAUAGAAAACAGACGACUACAGGAUGACUAUGACCGUUUGAGAAGGAGUCAGUUUGGGAAUGGGGCACCUGGGGGUAAUAUUCUGGAUGAUGACAGUACACUGGAAAGUAUAGAAGGUGCCUUCAAACAAUUCCACCAGUUCCUCGACCUUCUCAAAGAUGCAGGUCUGGGACAGUUGAUCACAAUGGCUGGACUUGAUCACAAAGAAUCACCGUUUGUCAGUGCUAGUCAACUUCCCGUCACUAAGGGACAGAGCUAUAGUCAACAACCAAAGUCAUCUACGCCAUACAACAACUCAACUACAAGUCGUAUCCCACCACGCCCCACUAAACCUAUCACCAAGACCAACGGUUUCCUUGGGGAUAUUUCAUCAAGCAAUAAAGUGGUGACAUCUGGUGGAACCUUCAGUGUCUCCGCAGCCAAGGAUCCGACCAUGAAAGGACAUUUUGAGGGGACCUAUAACACCGCCGAGCAAGCGAAACAUGAUGAAUUGUAUGAGAGAAUAUUACAGGAGACUUCAAACGCAUUCCAUCAUAAUCGUGUUGAUGCGUUAUCUGCGGGUGGAAAGUCCCAAGGGGAGGCAAUCCAAGGUGACAGUAAACAGCAAAAUGGGGACAGUGGAAAUAAGGACAAAGCAAAGGAAUGGAGUAAAAAACUUGGUGAAGAAAUUGUGUUUGAUGCCAGCGAGGUGGAUGAUUCCCCUAAAGCUAGUCGUCCUGUGCCGCUACCACGGGGCAAGUCUGCUGAGGAUGAUGAUGUGGACUUAAAAAACAAUAAACCAUCUGAAAAAGGAAAACCUAUUGAUACAGCAGGACCUGGUCCCAGGGAGGGGUCACGCAUGAGCGAUUAUAAUUACAGUAUGGACAGUUUUGAACAGUCAUACCUAAGUGAACGUGGAGAGGUGGUUCGAUUUGAUGGAGAUUUUGACACUUAUGGCAGUUCACCAUCACCCCCACCCCAAAUUAUAGAGAGUGAAGAAAACGACUUCUAG